Messenger RNA from Cornus florida, 875 nucleotides. Its product is annotated as universal stress protein PHOS34. NCBI's taxonomy places the organism in Eukaryota, Viridiplantae, Streptophyta, Magnoliopsida, Cornales, Cornaceae. The record is from RefSeq and is a predicted model, not a curated record. Bases 92 to 586 code for a protein of 164 amino acids. The transcript has 4 exons.
UACACACCAACUGCGGUUCUGGUUAGUCUAGUUGACUCUUGUACGCUCAGAGGCAUUUAGAGAGAGAAAUUGAGAGUUCUAGAGAGAGAGGAUGGAAGGAGAAGAUAGGAGGGUGGGUGUUGCAAUUGAUUUCUCUCCAUGCAGCAAGAAAGCUCUGAAAUGGGCGGUGGAUAACAUUGUCCGCACCGGGGAUUACCUAAUCCUCGUUAUCGCUCGCCCCGAAGGAGAUCCCGAUGACGGAGAGAUGCUGCUUUGGAAAACCACCGGCACACCUCUAAUUCCUUUGCUUGAGUUCGCUGACCCCGCUGUCACGAAGAAAUAUGGGGUGAAGCCUGACCCUGAAACACUGGAGAUUGCCAGUCUUGCUGCCCGGCAGAAAGAUAUUGUGGUGGUCAUGAAGAUCUAUUGGGGAGAUGCUCGGGAGAAGAUAUGCGAAGCAAUUGAUAACAUCCCUCUCACCUGCCUUGUCAUAGGGAACAGAGGACUUGGCAAGAUCAAGAGGGCUAUUUUGGGCAGUGUUAGCAACUAUGUGGUGAAUAAUGCUUCUUGUCCGGUUACUGUUGUGAAGAAUGCGGAGAAUGAAUAGCAGCACAAUGGUGAGUAUCUGGCCGAACUGGAAUAUCUCCGUACUUGUGGAACUCCUAAUUCACAUGGAGUUUACAAUGGAUCUAUGUCAAAUAAAAUUUUCCUGUUUGCGACUUAAACUUGAUGUGAAGUGGUUUCUUGUACGGAUUGCUGGAGUUUGUGUACUUCUGUGUAUUUUAUAUAAACGAAACACAUCAACAUGUGUUUUCUGGUUGAUAAAGGAACAAACUUUGUUGUUGAACUUGCUCAAAUUUCUGAGAAGCAAUUAUGGUUUCUGUUGCAAGUGCGUA